Molecule: messenger RNA, 5146 nt
Organism: Girardinichthys multiradiatus
Lineage: Eukaryota; Metazoa; Chordata; Actinopteri; Cyprinodontiformes; Goodeidae
Gene: esrra
Product: estrogen-related receptor alpha
Exons: 7
Coding region: 1196-2497 (433 amino acids)
Biological process (GO): regulation of DNA-templated transcription
Cellular component (GO): nucleus
Molecular function (GO): sequence-specific DNA binding; zinc ion binding; DNA-binding transcription factor activity
Source: RefSeq, a predicted model, not a curated record
CUUCUUUUGAUGCAGAGGAGCAGCGACUCUACUCCGAGCUCCCUUUGGAUGACUAAACUCGUACUCUAUCUCUAAGGCAGAGUCUAGCCCGUCUAUGAAGGAAGCUCAUUGUAGAAGUUUGAAUUUGGGUAUCUCGUUACAUGUGGUUGUGAUCCUUUCCUCAGGACCAUUGGUGAGAGUCGGAAAGUAGGUAGACCAAACAGCUUUACUUUUUAACUCAGCUCUUUCUUCACCAAAACAUACCAGAGCAAUGCCUACAUUACUGUGAACAAGGCCCAAAUCUGUCCAUCCACCUUCCUCCUCCUUCCUUCAAAAUGUGGUUAUGUGACUCCGGUAAAUAAUGCCCACCUACAGGAGAUCACUUAGUUAUGUUGGUUUGAUCAGGGAUCAUAAUUUGUCAUAUUAAUUCAGAGUUUACAUAUAAAAAACGCAAUCAACUAAAAUAGAGAGCAAAAGAAAAUAGAUAAUUAAAUAUGAAUAUCCAUAAGGUUUUUUAUAUCAUUGAUGCCCAUAAUUUAUUGAAAUAUUAGACUACUACGAAAAAGUGAUACUUAAAGAACAUGGGUAUUAAAUAGUUUAUUGGUAAAAAAAAAAAAUAGAAGUAGGAAUAGACUAAGUUUUAAUAUAUGUGAAGACAAUUACGAUAAAAAAAGAGUGGACGAUGUGUAAUUGAGGAUUAGGACAGAAACGAGAGAAUGUAUGGCACAGACCUACCUGUUAAAUCUGAUAUAAAAGUGAUCAUUCAUCAUUUAGACCUUCUGUCAGCUGGGCAAGGUGACAUAACAGGAUUAUAGCUCAAAUAGAAUAUUUCUGCAGUGCCAUGUUGUGGCAAACACCUUUGUUUUUGCUCCAACAUCAGGAGAGAGUAUAAACUGGAGUAAAUUCCUAGUGUCUGCUUUUAGAUGGGGGUAAAAUGUGUAUCAAGCUCCCAUAGAAAAACAAUCACUUCAAAUAUAAAACAGAUUUAGAUGCAGCUCCCCCGGAUCUAGUGUGUUUUGCUACAGCAGAUCCACCCUUAUCACAGCAGCUGUUACUGAAAGCCAAUGUGGCCCGGCCCAUGUGAACACGCAGCCGAAACAAGCUAGCAGAGGCGGACAGACUGCACACUGAUUCUCCUGUCCAACCUGUGCCAUGAGACCACACCGCAGGCAGACCUAACCUUUAAGUACCGUAGGGGUCGCGGCUGUACGGCAUCAUGUCUUCCCGGGAACGUCGCUCGGAUGUCUACAUAAAGGCGGAACCGAGCAGCCCAGAAGGAGGCGGGGGAGGUCGCACAAGUCCCGGUGGGGCCUCCUCGGACUCCUCUCAGAGUGGAGGUGGGGGAACCAGAGGAGAUGGCGCCAAGCGUUACUCGCCGCCCCUCUACACUCCGGCCCUGCGCUGUCAUUUCAAAGAGGAGGGGGGUGAUGGGGCGGACGAGGGCUCCACUGGUAACGGAGCGGGGCGAUGCAAGUACGCCCUGAGCACGCUGCCCAAGAGGCUGUGUCUGGUGUGUGGGGAUGUGGCUUCGGGUUAUCAUUAUGGUGUGGCAUCAUGUGAGGCCUGCAAAGCCUUCUUCAAGAGAACCAUUCAAGGUAAUAUUGAAUACAGCUGCCCUGCAUCAAAUGAGUGUGAGAUCACCAAACGGCGCAGAAAGGCUUGCCAAGCAUGCCGCUUUACCAAGUGCCUCAAAGUAGGCAUGCUGAAAGAGGGAGUACGUCUGGACAGAGUCCGGGGUGGAAGGCAGAAAUACAAAAGGCGCCCAGAGGUGGAGAAUGCAACAUAUCAGAGCGCCCCUCUUUCUCUGACUAAAGAGAAUGAAAAAGGUUCUUCCAACAUCAUUGUGUCUCACCUGCUAGUGGCAGAACCUGAAAAGCUGUUUGCUAUGCCCGACCCUCUGCAGCCUGACACGGCACAGCGCACGCUCACCACACUCUGCGACCUCGCUGACCGCGAGCUGGUUGUGAUCAUCGGCUGGGCCAAACACAUUCCUGGCUUCCUGUCUCUGUCUCUAGCAGACCAGAUGUCAGUGCUGCAGUCAGUGUGGCUGGAGGUGCUAGUGCUGGGUGUAGCUUACCGCUCCAUUGGCUGUGAGGACGAGGUGGUUUUUGCUGAGGAUUUUGUCCUUGAUGAAGAAAUGUCACGUGUCGCUGGACUGACGGAGCUAAACGCCGCUAUUAGCCAACUUGCCCGCCGUUUCCGUGCUCUAAAUGUGGACCGGGAGGAGUUUGUCAUGCUAAAAGCCAUUGCGCUCACAAACUCAGACUCUGUUUACAUCGAGGACAUGGACGCUGUGCAGAAGCUCCGGGACCUGCUCCACCAGGGCUUGCUGGAGCUGGAGUGUCAGCGGCGCCCAGACGACCCCCAGCGGGCCGGACGCCUCCUUUUAACAUUGCCUCUCCUCCGACAGACUGCUGGCCGUGCUCUGACCACCUUCUACAGCAUCAAGACCCGCGGUGGUGUUCCCAUGCAUAAACUAUUUCUGGAGAUGCUGGAAGCCAUGAUGGACUCUCCUUAGAGCGUGGAGCAAAAGACAAAGUAAAGGGGGAAAAAAAGAAAUGACAGAGAGCUGGUCUACAAGAGUGGACAAGCGGUUUAUAAAACAAAAAAAAAGGAACGUUUUUAUUAAAGAACUAAUAAUGAGGGAUUUAUGCUUCUCAUUUUAAGCUGCGUGAACAAAGAAGGUACAAGGAAAUUACAUUUUUACGAGGGAUUUUGUUUUUUACACCAUGAGGUACCUGCCAGGCUCCAGUUAAAGGCUCCAAGAUCCAUGAGUGACGGCAUAAUAUUUUAAAUCCUUCAUGGAAAGCUUUGUCAUGGCAUCAAAUAAAAAUACUUUCCCACUUAACUUUUAGGUACGCGAUGACUGACUGCAAUUCGUGUAGCCUUUUUAACAUGAUGCUACAUCUGCACAGAAAAGCCAUAUUAAGACGUCGGGCGUAAAGCUUGAGGGUCCAUUAAGGUGCAUGGGGGGGGGGGGGGGGGGGGGGGGGGGGGGGGGUAGGCAAAUCAUAGGAGAUACUUGCAAUAUGUUAAAAGCAAUAUUGUCUGUGACAUUCAAAACAUAGGCAAAAACAAAAAGAUGCUCAUUAGUAUUAGUGUAUCAGUUCUCCAAACAUUGGACCCUAAGUGCUCAUUAUUUUGUUAUUCUAUCAUCUUGUAUUCUUGGAAUAUAGGAUGUAUGGGUGGAAAACAGGAAAGACUACAGCUCUUUUUUUUUUCUUUUUUUUUUUUACAAGUUAAAUAAGAAGGUUAUUUAACAUGAAGCCACUGAGACGUUCUGGUGCAUCCAUAACGUUACGUGUUUCGUGGACAUCCUGAUGGCAAAAACCUGGCUUCCAGCAUGCACCCUUGUGAUCGUGUGCAGUGGAAACAAGAUCAGGGAAGAACACAAACUUUUCGACAUUAAAGCUUUGAUGGCAAUGACUGCGGUUUGGACAAGCAAUGGAUCCGCCUCAUUCGCUUGUUUUUAUAAUCCCCUCCUCCACUACAACCCCACUUUGACCUCUGCAGCUGCGUGUCUAAAAAAGAAAAACACUUCUUUCAUAUUUGAGCUGUACCUUGUAACACUAUGACUGCUGAUGUGUGUGGUGAGAGUUUGCUGCAUUUUCUGCAGUAAUGACGAACAUUGCAUAAAAGAUCUUGAGUGGUUCAGUUUAAGAUCCUUCCUCCUCCUCCUCCUCCUCCUUCUGUGGAUGCACACCUAGUGAACCUGAACCCGCGCCCUGGAAUGGUGCUCAGGGCUACAAGACAUUCAGCUUAUGCAACAUCUUAUUUUUGGAUGUUGAAACCUUGUCUGGUAACGUGUUGAAGGUCCUAUUCUUUAUUAGAACUGUUUGUAUAGUCACAGUGUAAAUGAUCAUUUAGGUAAGCAAAAAAACCACAAUAUCUGAUGUUUAAAAAAAAAAGAAGAAAGAAAAUCAGAUCCCUAUAACUAUUUAGAGACCAAACGGUCAGUACUCUUUUAGCUAUGUACAGUUCCAUUUAAAUAAACAAACAUGCAAUUUGUAGUGGAAGCUAAUAAAGCCAGCAGAUGUAAUACUGAUUCCCCCAUCACAAUAUUUGUGCAGCUUAUUGUGUGAUGAUGUUUGUAAAGGUUAAAAACUUAGUUUUCAUACAGUUUCCCUCUUAGGACAUAAGGGUAUUUACAGUGUGACUCUCUGGUGUGGGUUUGAAAUCAAGCUUUUCAUGCGGGAUGUAAUCAAUGUUCUUUUUCUUCGGGGGAGUAGGGAGUUUUUAGUUUAGGGAUCAAAUUUAAAAGGCACUAUAAAUGUAGGGGCAUAGUAAGGCUACAGAGGGCUAACUAACUGGAGAAACGACUAAAUUUUAAAUAUCGGAUACAGCGAAUUUGUUGAAUUUGAGUUGAUUUCUGUUUACGUUAUUUUAAGGGUGUAUCUGACUAAAUAAUCCUGCGUUAUUAGAUGGCACAGCUGCAGAACAACAGUACUACAUUAGCAAUGGUUAGCGCUAUGAAGCAGGUUCAGAUAUCUGGCAGAAUGUGACCCAAAUUAGCUGUUUUUUUUUUUGUCUUGUUUCCAUUUACGGACACUUUCGUCUCCGAUUUCUUUGUUACCAAGCGGUUCCUUGUUGUUGACUCAGUCCUAUAUGCAAAGAUGGGAUUUGUUCAUCUUGUUUAUCUUUACUAGUAUACAAUGGGUUUGAGGGGGGGUGGAUAGAUUGCUUGUAGUGUCACUGUUCAAAUUCUACCAUUAUUUAUAGGUUCUAUUACUAAUGUGCACAUUAAUAUAAAUGAGCAAUACAAUAAAUUACCAAACCUCACACAUUUUCUUGUAUAGCCACCAUGUACAUUUAACAUUGCCAGUUAUAAUUAUGAAAACUGACUUAAUGUUAUCUUAUUUAGAAAAUUCAAAUCAAUGUUUGUAUUUUGAAAGAGUAUUUAAAUGAUUAAAUUCUAUUUUUUACUCAAUUUACUGUCGUUUGUUGACACAGUUUUAAUUUUGUGUGUGAUACUAGCUGUAAAUUUCUGUGUGUAGGCAUUUGUUUUUAUUUAGGUAAGACGUUUGAUGUCCUUGUCUAAACAUGUUCACAUUAAAUUCACUGUGAAAAAAACCAAAAAAAAACCGGAUCUUCCACUAUCUGGCGCAGCAGGGAGUGGAUUAUUGUAGGUGCUUUGUGUUGUGCAAUAAAUGGACACACCACCACCACA